CAUGCUGGAAGAACUGCAGGGAAAAAAAGAGGGAGGGGGAAUCAGCAGAACUAAGAUGUUGGUGUAGACUUGCUCUAGUGAUUAUCCUAACCGGCUUUCAGCAGAGUCCCGCUGGAUAGCUCCAAGAGACAUUCCCACAGGACACUUUCUCUGGUGGCAGAAACUUGACGAGGAAGAGAACGCCGAGUAAUCUCAUCGAUCUUUUAAUAUUCUUCAUUCCUUGGUAUUAUAGAACGCAUGAAAACUACAGUGAAUUUUUCAGUGCUUAAGACUAUGGUUACAAAAUCUCUUUCAAACCUUUCCCUGCAAACCGACGAAAAUGAGAGCAGCUUGAUUCCGGAGGUCUUAGAGGCAGAUUCCUUGCCUUCCUCAGAACAGGGCACCAUUGAAUUCGUUAUCCGCUGCGUGAUUCCGUCGCUGUACCUGCUUAUUAUCACAGUGGGUUUGCUGGGCAAUAUUACUCUAAUGAAGAUCUUCAUCACUAAUAGUUCCAUGAGAAGCGUUCCUAACAUCUUUAUCUCUAGUCUAGCAGCUGGGGAUCUGCUGCUUCUCGUGACCUGCGUGCCGGUGGAUGCCUCUCGCUACUUCUUUGAAGAAUGGAUGUUUGGGAAAGUGGGCUGCAAACUUAUUCCCGCCAUACAGCUUACCUCAGUGGGAGUUUCUGUGUUCACUCUAACCGCGCUUAGUGCAGACAGAUAUAAAGCCAUUGUGAAUCCUAUGGAUAUCCAGACAUCAGGGGCAGUUCUGUGGACCUGUAUGAAAGCUAUUGGCAUAUGGAUAAUUUCAGUGUUGUUAGCAGUUCCUGAAGCAGUGUUCUCUGAAGUGACCCAUAUCAGUAGUGUGGAUAAUGGCAGCUUUAUAGCAUGUAUGCCAUACCCACAAACUAAUGAAUUACAUCCAAAGAUCCACUCAGUGAUGAUUUUCUUGGUCUAUUUCCUUAUACCUCUUAUCAUCAUAAGUAUUUAUUAUUAUCACAUUGCAAAAACAUUAAUCAAAAGUGCACACAACAUACCUGGAGAGUACAAUGAACAUUCUAAAAAGCAGAUGGAAACACGAAAACGCCUGGCUAAAAUUGUCCUGGUCUUUGUAGGCUGCUUUGUGCUCUGUUGGUUUCCAAAUCAUGUGCUCUACAUGUAUCGAUCUUUUAACUACAAAGAGAUUGAUCCAUCCCUUGGCCACAUGAUCAUCACCUUAGUGGCCCGGGUGUUGAGUUUCUGCAACUCUUGUGUCAAUCCAUUUGCUCUUUACCUGCUCAGCGAGACCUUCAGGAGACACUUCAAUAGUCAGCUUUGUUGUGGGAGGAGGGCUUACCAAGAGAGAUCUACCAGCUACCUGCUUAGCUCCUCUGCUGUGCGAAUGACUUCUCUGAAAAGCAAUGCUAAGAACACAGUGACCAAUUCUGCCUUCCUGAAUGGGCACAGCAUGAAGCAGGAAAUGAAUCUGUGAUUCCAGUCAUUUGAUUCACUAUCUUGAAAGAACCCACUCUUUCUAUAUCUUUGCUGAGCUGAGCAGAACUAAACAAUUCAUUCCUUCUUCCUAUGUUCUUUCAGCUAGUUCAUUAGAGGAUCACUGUUGACUCAGAAAAGGCAAGACAAACAAGACAAGUAUUUUCUUUUGAAUGAGUCCUUUAAUUACAUUCAACACAUGGAUUGCCCCCAUAAAGACUGAAAAGCAGUCUAAAACAUCUUCUGUGCUCCCCACACAAAGAAUGCCCUAGCUUAAUAUAUUACAAAUUACAAACCAUAGGAUUUAAGCUAUUGUUACAACUGACUGCAGAAUAUUUUUCUUAGAAAUGUGACAUGAAUUUCUAUAUUGCUUAAGAUAUUCCAUAGAGGUUGUAUGAUACUGAGAUUUUUUUUUCAGAGACUUGCCAUUUUUAGCAGAGGCUACAUUUACAGAUGUUUACUUUGUGACCUUUUUCUUCAAAUGGUGCCUAUAUAUACAAAAUGAAAGUUAUUUCAAAAUUUGGAACCAACUUCUAAAUCGUGCUAAUAGCUAUUGAAAAUUCAGUGAAUGUGUCAGCAUAAGACAGGUCCCUGAACUUUAGAAUGUCAACUUCUAAGAUGAUAUGAUGAGGUUUUUUUAAACACAGUGAACAACAAUAACAAUCCAUUAAACAAUGUAAUAACAUAAUGGUUAGAACCAUUUAUCCUAAACAAUAGAAUUGUUUGGUGAUGAUUUUUCCCCACGGGUAUGAUCAAAUCAAUAUACUUUGUUCUCUUACAACUAUAGUUACGGGGGCUCUGCAAUUCAUGUCACUUUCUGAACAACAACAAUAACAACAGCAACAAGAAAGAUUUAAAAAAUCUAAUUCAUUUUAUGAUUCACAUCUCAUAGGAUCCUAGAUUUAGAGGUAGAAAGGAUUUUAGAGGCCAUCUAGUACAAUUUCUGAGACCCAGAGAGACUAAAUGACUUUAUACAAGGUCAGAUAAAGAUUUAAAACUUAAGCUUUCUCCUUCCAUAUUGAGAAUGCUGUCCACAAUACCAUAUUAUCUCACAAUAUGCUGUGGGAAUUGCCAUCAUUUUCCCCCUCAAUUUAGGAACAGAUCUAGUUUUAAUUAAAUGAUCCAGUCUGCAAUUAUGAAUCAGAAAACCUUGCCUUUGAGUCAACCCAUUUUAAACCAUUGCUAUUUUGAAAUGACAUAUCAUAGAAGUGAGUUAUAUUAUUUAGGUAGUAAAGAUGACAAUACUAAAGGUUGUAGGGCAAAUGGUAACACCCAGUGGCUCUAGAAAUCAGAUGAAAUGCUAUUGACUUUUAUCUCAUUCAAACAUUUCAAGUGAGGAACUAAACUAUCUCACAAAGUAUUUGAUAUUGAUAUAAUUCUAAUUGUAAGUUCUUCCUUAUAUUGAGCUGAAAUCUUGCUAUUUAUAAUUUUCACUAAUAGAUUUUAGUUUUGUCUUGUGUGUAUAUAUAUAUGUAUAUAUGUAUAUAUAUCUGUUUGUGUGUGUAUAUAUAUAUGCACCUACACUUGAGUUCAAAAAAGCCACUACAAAACUACAGAAUUAGAGAUGUCUGCUAUGUAUAUUAUUUCCUUUUUUGAUCACCAUAAAUUCUUAAGGUUAAGUGCUUUUUUUUCCUCUUCAGAUGCCUGAAAUUUCUCUUUUGACCAGUCAAUUGUUCAUUAGUCAGAAUUAAUUCCAGAAUAACAUUUCAAUAAAGUCUUUUACUUUGUGGGAACUAAAAUUGUUAUGUAGAAGGAUGCAUUUCAUAAUGUGUUUUUGUGGAAUCAUAUUUUUGGCAGAUAUCUUUGUAGUUUAAAUUCCUUAUCACUACUAUUUUUGACUGUUAUACCAGUUCUGUGGUAUAUAUCAAUAAUUUACCAAACAUGUUCUUCAGUGUCAAGGUGGUCUAGAUUAUAUUUCCAUGAAAUACUUUUUUUCUUUUCUUAUAUUGUUAUCUAAAUAUUUGCUACCAUAUUGUAACUCCUUGUCAAUUUAGAUAGAUAUAAACUUUGAACAACAAUCCUGCUCUACUGCCUUUUAAAUUGGUUCUGUUGUUUAAAAAAUUCAAUCCAAAAAUUAUUAAUUAAGUGGCUGCUACAUAAAAAACACUUUCCUAAGCACUGGAAUACAAAGACAAAAAUGAAAUUGUCCCUGAAAUUGACAUAUUACUGUCUUGACUUCUUUCCCAACAAGGUUCAACAAUACAGAU
This is a messenger RNA of Sarcophilus harrisii (Tasmanian devil), 3652 nucleotides long. It is a transcript of the gene NMBR, whose product is annotated as neuromedin B receptor. Gene Ontology annotation, molecular function: bombesin receptor activity. The transcript is spliced from 4 exons. Bases 238 to 1446 code for a protein of 402 amino acids. NCBI's taxonomy places the organism in Eukaryota, Metazoa, Chordata, Mammalia, Dasyuromorphia, Dasyuridae. Gene Ontology annotation, biological process: bombesin receptor signaling pathway. Gene Ontology annotation, cellular component: membrane. The record is from RefSeq and is a predicted model, not a curated record.